UCUCGCCCAUUUUCUCUCUCUACGACUCGCUCUGUUUUCUCAGACCGAAGCCCAUUUCCAAUAUGAUGCAUCCCCCGGAUGACUCGUGUACCCAAUUUUAAAAUACAAAAAUCAAAUAAUCUCGCCCAUUUUCUCUCUCUACGACUCGCUCUGUUUUCUCAGACCGAAGCCCAUUUCCAAUGUGAUGCAUCCCCCGGAUGACUCGUGUACCCCUUGACUCUUUCUUUUUGAUCCCAAAUCCUCGCGCCUUUCAAUAAUCGGUCUGGAUUUUCCGGCAAGUUCACCGCCAAUACUGCGUGGUCGUUCCGGUUCUGUUCACUGCGUUGUGUUUGCACAGUUUGCAAGUGGCAGAGUUUGAAUGGAAGCUGCAGCAGCGCCAGCUGUUCAGAAAGAGAACAGGUUCUGGAAAGGUGUGCUCGCGGUGGUCGGAAUCAUGACCACUCUCGUCAUCUAUGGUGUUCUACAGGAAAAGAUCAUGAGGGUUCCAUAUGGAGCCGAUAAAGAAUAUUUUAAGUACUCAUUGUUUCUUGUUUUCUGCAACCGCAUUACAACAUCUGCUGUCUCCGCGGGUGCUUUACUGGCAAGUAAAAAGGCAUUGGAUCCUGUUGCUCCGGUUUACAAGUACUGCCUCAUAUCAGUGUCAAACAUACUAACCACAACAUGCCAGUACGAGGCCCUCAAGUACGUCAGUUUUCCAGUACAAACGCUCGCAAAGUGUGCCAAAAUGAUACCUGUUAUGGUUUGGGGCACUCUCAUUAUGCAGAAGAGAUACAGGGGACCUGAUUAUUUGCUGGCUUUUCUGGUUACUGUUGGUUGCUCAUUUUUUAUUCUUUAUCCGGUAGCAUCUGACAUUAGUCCAUACGGUAAAGGAAGGGAAAACACUGUCUGGGGCGUUUCCUUGAUGAUGGGUUAUCUUGGGUUUGAUGGCUUCACGAGCACAUUCCAGGAUAAACUAUUUAGGGGCUAUAAUAUGGAAAUACACAAUCAAAUAUUCUAUACAACAUUAUGUUCUUGUAUUCUCAGCUUGGCUGGUCUAAUAUUCCAAGGACAUCUUCUUCUAGCAAUAGAUUUUGUUCGUCGCCAUAAUGACUGUUUCUUUGACAUUGUGCUGCUUUCAACUGUUGCAACAGCCAGUCAGUUUUUCAUUUCUUACACAAUUCGAACAUUUGGUGCUCUCACAUUUGCCACCAUUAUGACCACCAGACAGUUGGUGAGCAUCAUGUUGUCAUGUGUCUGGUUUUCCCAUCCCCUAAGCUGGCAACAAUGGAUAGGAGCUAUCAUUGUUUUUGGUUCUCUCUAUUCAAAAAGCUUCCUGAAAAGUAUGCCACAGAAACCUUCACCCUCUGAAGAAAGGGAGAUCGAGGCUUCUAAGCCUUUGAAGGAGAGCCCCUGAUACAAGCAAUCAGAUUUCCCAUGGUAUCUGCCAUUAACCAGUUGUUGAUAGGCAGCUUUAGUGCUAGAUUAUUGGGCUACAUACUAAAGAAUAUAUACAACGCUCCCACACGAACUUACCUACAUCAACACAAAACCUCAUGCAGGUGGGUAGAAUUCAGAAUAGUUUUGACUUCACGACUUCUCACGGGAGCUGUGAGUUCACAUUAACUAAAACCACAUAUACUUGUCCUUUUAUUUCACAUUACAUUUUCCUUCUAUAGGAAUGAUCCAAGAAAUGCAAAAGGCAAUUGUUGAAACAGCAUCUUGAUUUGAUGAACUUACUAGGAAAAAAAA
Vitis riparia (riverbank grape) is the source of this 1728-nucleotide messenger RNA. RefSeq names its product UDP-galactose/UDP-glucose transporter 5. Gene Ontology annotation, biological process: transmembrane transport. The record is from RefSeq and is a predicted model, not a curated record. The transcript has 12 exons. Gene Ontology annotation, cellular component: endoplasmic reticulum membrane; Golgi membrane. NCBI's taxonomy places the organism in Eukaryota, Viridiplantae, Streptophyta, Magnoliopsida, Vitales, Vitaceae. The coding region runs from base 359 to 1393 and encodes 344 amino acids. Gene Ontology annotation, molecular function: 3'-phosphoadenosine 5'-phosphosulfate transmembrane transporter activity.